AUGGCACCCGUCAAGCCUCGCCGUCCCACAGCUCGCGCCAAGGCAUCCCGCUCCUCCUCCGACCCUCGCGGCAAAUAUGCCCCGCCCACCACCAUGGACACCGACACCACGCCUGACGACCCCGAACACGACAGCAGCAUAAACCGCAAGAAACACGCAGGCGAAGCUCCCUCUGCAGACGGCACCUUCUCCCUCUUCGCCGACACCUUCAAGACCAGCAAGAAGGACAAACGAACCAUCAAACACAACGCCCUCCUCAACAAAGUCCACGCGGCUGGGAUCUCGAAGGAGAAGAAGAAGCAGAAACAACGCCGGCCUGCAAAGAAGCUCAACACCAAUGUCGGUGAUCUCGCCGAUGCAUUGCCAGAUGUUGGCGAGGGUGAAGAUGAGUGGGAAGGUAUAUCAGAAGAUGGUGACGGGAUGGAAGUGGAAGGUGCGACGAAGAGGCGAAGACGGAAGAGGAAGGUCGAGGGCGAGGGGAAGAUGGUCAUGAAGAGUCUGAAACACCGGCCGGGAGCGAUGAAGAAGAAGACGAUCAUGGAGGAGAGGGAGAGGGAGCGGUUUAGGAGGAAUCUGGCGCAGAUGAUGGCGGGGCAGAAGGGGGAGGAGGAUAAGAAGGAGGACGGAAGUGGACAGGCGGAGAGGUGGAAGGCGCUGAGGGGGUUUAUUGGGAGUACGAUGGAGAAGGACAAGGCUUUUGGUGGAGCUUGA
Fulvia fulva is the source of this 711-nucleotide messenger RNA. RefSeq lists its product as uncharacterized. The coding region runs from base 1 to 711 and encodes 236 amino acids. Gene Ontology annotation, biological process: maturation of SSU-rRNA from tricistronic rRNA transcript (SSU-rRNA, 5.8S rRNA, LSU-rRNA). Gene Ontology annotation, cellular component: 90S preribosome; preribosome, small subunit precursor; nucleolus. The transcript has a single exon. The record is from RefSeq and is a predicted model, not a curated record. Lineage: Eukaryota; Fungi; Ascomycota; Dothideomycetes; Mycosphaerellales; Mycosphaerellaceae.